This is a messenger RNA of Mycena indigotica, 1059 nucleotides long. RefSeq lists its product as uncharacterized. The record is from RefSeq and is a predicted model, not a curated record. Bases 1 to 1059 code for a protein of 352 amino acids. NCBI's taxonomy places the organism in Eukaryota, Fungi, Basidiomycota, Agaricomycetes, Agaricales, Mycenaceae. The transcript is spliced from 3 exons.
AUGAUUGAGAAAGCACAAUAUCUCAAGAGCCACGGAUACGCCUUUCGGGCUGAACAAGCUGACAUAUCGCGACCUGGCCGGGAAUCGCGACGACGGUCUUAUUUAAAUGUUGUUGGGAACAUGAUGUUCGUGAAAAUGCCCUCAUUGGAAGACGUACGAAGCUCUAACGCAGCCUGGAAUCUAGGUUACUCGCCUGUUUGCGUGGUUGUUGGAGGGACCUCGGGAAUCGGGCAGGGCAUUGCAGAAGCUAUCGGCCGUCAUUCAAAUGGGGAUGCAUAUAUCGUGCUUGUUGGCCGCAGCCAUUCGAGAGCUCGGAAGAUUAUCGACGGACUACCGAAGGGCUCUGGGAGAACCGAGUUUGUCGAAUGCGACCUGACAAUGGUGGCCAACGUCAAACGUGUGUCUGCCGAAAUUCUGGCGCGACCUGACUUCGCUGGACGUGUAAAUCUGCUCGUACUCACUGCCGGGGCCAUUUCGCUGGAGAGCCAGGUAACGGGGGAAGGAUUAGAGAAGUCCAUGGCGGUGUGGUAUUAUUCACGUUGGGCAUUCAUCAACAGCUUGUUGUCUGGACUCGAGAAAGCUCAGGGGAAGGGACAAGAAGCCAAAGUUAUCUCGGUCCUCAAUGCGGGCCUCGGAAAAGCACUGGACGCGAACGACCUGGGUAUGAAGAAGGCUUUGGGGUCGAUAAAAGGGCUGUCUGAUUUGCGAGAGACGGGAUUGGAAGUGGGGACAUAUCAGGACUUGAUGGUGAAGGGCUUCGCUAUUCGAUACCCAUUCAUCUCAUUCGUCCAUUCACGACCAGGACCCGUCAAUACGCCCCUCUACGAUGUUUCAUCGAAUUCAGAGGUGAGAAAAGCGGGGGAAGCGGUCAGGCUUGCCACUCGGACAGUGGCUAAAUCGAUUGGAGAAUGUGGGGAGCAUCAACUGUACGCCAUGCUCCAAGCAUCACCGGGCGUAUCUCGCAGAGGGCCAGACGGAGACGACAUUGGGAUGGCUUCCUUUGCGGGUAGCGAAUCAGAUGUAGAGCUGCUAUGGGCUCAUACAGAGGCAGUCGUUUAA